This is a messenger RNA of Solenopsis invicta (red fire ant), 671 nucleotides long. RefSeq lists its product as uncharacterized. NCBI's taxonomy places the organism in Eukaryota, Metazoa, Arthropoda, Insecta, Hymenoptera, Formicidae. The record is from RefSeq and is a predicted model, not a curated record. The transcript has 2 exons. Bases 34 to 498 code for a protein of 154 amino acids.
UACAUAUCUAUAUGCGUAUGUAAUGUAAAAAAGAUGUUAUUAAAUUUACUUUACAUAUAUUUAAUUGUACAUUUAUAUUUUAUUUACAGAAAGUUGAAUAGCACUAUGGAACGUAUUCAUAAAUGUGUACAGGUGAGAGAAAACCGACGACGCGCAUUACAAAAGCCAAAAUGUUUGCCAAUUUCAACUAAGAUAGAGAUGCAAACCUUUGAAUCGAUUGACGAGGAAAAAUAUGACGAAGUUGUGAAUUAUCUUCAAUAUGUGGGAGGAUUUACGGUAAAGGAAGCAAUUAAUAUGUCCUUUAAAGAAGUGAUCAAAGACGGUUUAAUGGUGGCAUACACCUGGUUUGGCUCUAAACAGGGUCUACAGCCCUUAUACAAGACGCGUAUAAUAAUGGCAAUUUAUGGUACGACUCUAACUUAUUCUAUUUUCUUUAAACUUAGUCUCAUCUCAAAGUUUAAUAUAAUAGGUAAUAUCACAAAGGGUCGAGCUGAAUAAGCAUGUGAAAGUUGCACUUGAGGGGAUUAGAUCGAGGCUAGAACCCAAAUUUGAGAUAGAAAGAAAAAAAUUUUUCACCAAGUUUCAGCCCUCUAUCAUAUUAUUUAUUUUUCUGAAGAGUUUUACGUGUUUUUCAGUUUUUCAUUUUUUUCUGCUCUUGUAGUUAAGCGAUU